CUGUUUGCCGGCGCCUCAUCCACUCUUAAAAGUCGGGUUAGUUCUUUUUUUCUAUUGAUAAGUACCAAAAAAUCAGCAAAUUUCUGAGAAAUCUUUUUUUUUUUAAAAUCAAACUACACACUUUUCAGCUGUCACACUUUUUUUAUCACCUAACAUAGGAAAUUUUUUAUUUUUAUUGCAAGACGAACUUUUUUUCGGUUGGUUAAAAUGAAUAAGUAAAUAUUGACAAAAAAUCUAUCAGCUGGUUUUUCUUGCCACGUGGCAAGGCGAGUCAAAUUUUAUUUCGUUAGUGUUUUUUGGCCAGCUGCGUUUCAGACAUCUGUGGACGAAAACAUGUGGGCCGUAAAGGUACUGUAUUUUAUUUUUAUAAGGUCCUAAAUAGGAUAUAGUAGAUAAGGACAUUGGCUGAAAUUCGGAAAAUAAAUUUUUGCUUGCUAAUAAAUAAAUAUCUAGGUUCUCAUGGGAUUUGCCCGUAGAAACGAGGAGGUUGCUAUAUACUACUUUAUUUUUUUUAGUUUUAAAACUCUAGAAAAAUAAUUAGUAGCUCAGAUUUAACUUAAGUUCCAACAAUUUUCGAAAGGAAAACUUUUUUUUGUUUCUGAGUUCAAACUACAAACAUUUAGAAAAAAAUGAAAAUUAGUCACAACAUGACGUAAAAAUUCUUUUUUUUUUUCGAAAAUUUGAACUUGCACUCUUAUAUUUGUAGUUCUUGUGUCGCUGACUACAAACUCGAUUCUUGUAAAAUUAGGCUAUGACGUGGCAAAGGUUGAAAAUUCACAGAAAAAUCUAGCGAUUUUUUCCGACAAAAAAAAACAAGGCUGAUUUUCCUCCAAAUGUAAUUUUCAAUGUUUUUUUUUUGAAAAACGAAUUUAGAGUCUCCUAAUUUCUGUCUAAAAAAAGGACCCAAAAUUCUGACUAAUUUUAAUUAAUUGCCACGUCACAGUUCUCUGUAGUUUGAACAUCAAAUGAGAAUUUUUUUGGGAAAAUGUAGAUUUUUUAACAAAAAAAUCAAUCAGAUUUUCAGACGAAAAAAAAUUUUUUCUAAUAAAAGUAAUGGGGUUAUUCCGGUGUAAGGAACUUUCAAACACAACUAUAGGCUUAUAAGCCUCUCUAGACACCUACAGUAACCAAAUUCUAAUUCAAUUUCCAAUUUCAAAUUUCCGUAAUAUCUAAAUCUAAAUUCAAAUUUAUUUUCCUUUUCUCCGAGAUGCUCAUCACAUAAAUCAUUCCAUCUCUCGUUUUUUUCCCAUUUUUUCAACAUCAUAAUCUCAAACAAAAGAGCAGAAGCGAAGAAAACAAAUCAAAAAUUCUCCUCGAAUUUUAAUUCAGUCGCGCGCUUUUUCUCGAAAAAUGUCAAACUCCGCCCAUCCAAAGCGAAUCUCUCGCGCAUUUUCUAAUUUUUCUCCAAUUUCACGACACACAGCGUUUUUUUUCGUUGUUACUUACUAAUAAACAUCUUUUUCUUCUUCUUCGUUGUUGUUUUUUUUGACGAAAGAAGAAGAAAAGCGAUGUCGAAAAAGGCAAAAUAGGAGAAGGCAUGCAAAAAAAAAACGAAUUCCUCAGAUUUUUUGCACUUUUUUACUUGAAAGCGACAAAAAAUCGUUUAAUGAUGUACUAGAAACGCCUUGAGUUAAUCGAAAAAUUUCUUGACAUUUUGCAGGCGGUUGGCUCUGCUUCGACGAUGUUGAGAUCGAAGAAGAAGGAGAAGGAAAAUGGAGGAGCAUCAACGAAAGUGAGUUAGUUAUGACGUGGCAAAUGAGAAAAAUGAGAUUUGUGAGCAUCUAGUAGUUGCUGAAUGCCCACCUAAUUAGUUAGCACUCAUUUUUCUCGCUUGCGCUCUCAUAAAUAAUUAUUUUCCAAAAUCUCACGAAUAUUUAGUACUUUUUUGCAUUUCUCGAAAAAAAUAAGGGGAAAAUAUUUUUGCCCAAUUAAAAAUCUCGUUAUUCGAUAUUUUUCGGAAAUAUUUUGCCCCCGCUGAAAAUGUUCUGUAAGCUGAGCUAUGUGACUCCUAAACCACAAAUUCAGAAAAAGCACAUACUUCAACUUUUUCUGAAACUUUGUUUGAUUUUUGGAGUCUUAUAGCUCAGCUCAUAGAACAUUUUCAUUGUCAGGCUGGGCAAAAUAUUUACAAAAAAAUAUCGAAUAACGAAUUUUUUAAUUGGAGCAAAAUAUUUUCCCACUAUUUAUCUAGAUAUUUUUCGUUUUUCGACAAAAAAAACACAUUCUUUUUGGUUUCCCACGGUUUUUCUAAUCGUAUUAGGCGAAAAGCCAAUCAGAAAAAAAGAAUGAGGAUUUAUGAUGUGACCAAAAACGUUCUUUAUCGCAAAAAAAAAACAUUUUUCAGACCGACAAAGAGAAAAAAGAUAAGAAACAGACGAAAGAUGAGGCCAGUUCGUCAUCACCAAUGACCAAAAUGAUUCCAACAAUUCAAACUGAAGAUAUUGGAGGUGAGAACACUUCUAUGUUUUUUUAUCCUAGGUUCUAGCAUAGAUAGCUCAAGUUUAUUUACCAAUUGGUGGUCAAAUGAUUUAGCUUCCCUUCGUUAUUUUUCCUGGUUUAUUUUUUCUUACACAGCCAGCCUGCCCCACAAUGAAAAGAAGCAGGGCAAAAAAAAAGAAGAAAAAGUUAUUGAUGACCAACUUUUUUCCAUCUUUUCUUAUUCUAGACUAGAUGCGUGCGUGUGAAAAACUUGGAUUUUUUGGUGUGAAAAAUUUGGAAAUGAUGAAUUGGUGUGAUUGCGCGUGACAUUUGGUGUUUGCGUAGCGCGGCAUUUUAAAGCACGCGCAUUGUUUUGAAUUGUUUUUUUUCUUCCUGCCUCUUCGCGCCUUUUUUGGAAGGCUUUUAUUUGAAAAGAAGAACUCCCAGUAGUAUUUCCAUUUCCAUUUCAACGAAGAAAAGAACCUCAAAUCGAUAAAAAUGUUAUUGAGGAGCUGAAAACAACAUUGCUUUUUCUCUAUUUUUUUUGCUUGCCCCCUUUCCUUCGUCUUAUUUGUGAUAAAGAAUCAUCAUCAACAAUUUGUUUCUUUUGAUCAUUUUAUUAUUUUUUUUUCGUUGCAGGCGACAUGAUUCCACCAGACGCACCACCUCCAACAAAUAUUGGAAAAAAGAAUAAUUAUGGUGGCGGGCCAGGUGAUUCCAAGGCGAGAUCGACGACAAUCGAGUAGCAUGUUCAAUAUUUCGCAAAAUCGAGAGCUUAUCAGAUUGCCAGCAAUUAAAGGUAAUCAGUUUUUUUGUCGGGGGGAUCUUGUGAUCUGUUUUGAGAGAGAACACCUGUCAAGAGAUGAAAGAACAACAUUUAUUUUUACUCGAAAAACAAUCCUGUUAUGUUUCAGAAGCCGAUGCAACAACUCGCGAAGAUCUUUUCAUUCAGAAAUUACGGCAAUGUUGCGUGGUUUUCGAUUUUGCCUAUGAUGCGCUUAGCGAUUUGAAAUUCAAAGAGGUCAAAAGAGCAGCUUUGAACGAAUUAGUGGAUUAUGUUUCGACAAGCAAAGGAGUGAUCAAUGAAUCAGUUUAUCCGGAAGCCGUUAAUAUGUUCGCACAAAAUCUGUUUCGUCCACUUUCACCGCCAACAAAUCCAAUUGGCGCCGAAUUCGAUCCAGAUGAAGAUGAACCAACUCUCGAAGCUGCUUGGCCACAUCUUCAACUUGUCUACGAAUUCUUCCUGAGAUUCCUCGAAUCACCUGAUUUUCAAUCAUCGAUCGCCAAAAAAUACAUUGAUCAAAAUUUUAUAUUGCGACUUUUGAUGAUAAUGGAUAGCGAAGAUCCGAGAGAACGCGACUUUUUGAAGACAACAUUACAUCGUAUUUAUGGCAAAUUUCUAAAUCUUCGCGCUUAUAUUCGAAAACAGAUUAAUAACAUAUUCUAUUCAUUCAUUUAUGAGACAGAAAGACAUAACGGAAUUGCUGAAUUACUUGAAAUCCUAGGAAGUAUUAUUAAUGGUUUUGCAUUGCCAUUGAAAGAAGAACACAAAACAUUUUUGCUCCGAGUUCUACUACCACUUCAUAAAGUAAGUUUUGAAACAUAAUAAUAAUCAAAAAAAAUACGAUAAUAUUUUUCAGGUCAAAUCACUAUCAACUUAUCAUCCUCAACUUGCUUAUUGUGUUGUUCAAUUCAUUGAAAAAGAUUCAGGACUCACAGAACCGGUGAUCAAGGGAAUGUUACGUUUCUGGCCGAAACAGCAUAGCCCAAAAGAAGUGAUGUUUUUGAAUGAAUUGGAAGAAGUGUUAGAUGUUAUUGAACCUGUGGAAUUCCAAAAAGUUAUGGUUCCGCUGUUCCAGCAACUUUCGAGAUGUGUGAGCAGCCCGCAUUUCCAGGUAAGCAUUUUUGUUAUGACGUGGCGAAUUUGUCAAGCCCUCACAUUAAAGUUUGCCAAUUUUUCGCCGAGUUAGAAUUUUUAAAAUCUUCCAUCGGAAAUUUUCUGGAUCCCAAAAUUACCUCAAUUUUCAGGUUGCGGAACGUGCUUUGUAUUAUUGGAACAACGAAUAUGUGAUGUCAUUAGUUGCUGAUAAUGCAGAAGUUAUCAUUCCGAUCAUGUUUCCAACACUUUUCAAAAACAGCAAAUCACAUUGGAAUAAGUAUGUUUUUUUGUUCUUCAGAAGUCUUUUUUGUUAUAAAAAAACAUAUAUAUUUUCUAGAACAAUUCAUGGUUUGAUUUACAAUGCGUUGAAAAUGUUUAUGGAAAUGAAUCAGAAAUUGUUCGAUGAAUGUUCGCAAAAUUACAACAAAGAAAGAUCGAAUGAAAAACAGCAACUUGAGGAAAAAGAGCGAUGUUGGACGAAAAUCGAAGAUUCCGCCAAAACCAAUCCACAGUAUUCUGAAGUUAAAGCACUUUUUGAUGAACUUGACGCCGAUCAAAUAAUCCAGGGUGGCAAAAUCGAUAAGCUGAGCAAUGAUUUGUCUGGGUUAGCACUUCCAAGUAAAGAUGAGAUCUUGAAGAAUACGAUUAAACCAGAUGAUAUCAAGAAAGAUUUGGAAUUUUCGAAAACUUCGGAUUAUUUGGCUGACGAAAUGACAUCGAAAACAUUGGACGAGUAUAAAAGACAUGACGCCUAUUUGACAAAAGUUACAAGUUCUGAAGAAUAA
This is a messenger RNA of Caenorhabditis angaria, 5082 nucleotides long. Lineage: Eukaryota; Metazoa; Nematoda; Chromadorea; Rhabditida; Rhabditidae. The record is from the annotation of a GenBank genome assembly.